Molecule: messenger RNA, 1667 nt
Organism: Laetiporus sulphureus 93-53
Lineage: Eukaryota; Fungi; Basidiomycota; Agaricomycetes; Polyporales; Laetiporaceae
Exons: 9
Coding region: 20-1636 (538 amino acids)
Biological process (GO): amino acid transmembrane transport
Cellular component (GO): vacuolar membrane
Molecular function (GO): amino acid transmembrane transporter activity
Source: RefSeq, a predicted model, not a curated record
CCCAUAUCUCGACACCGCCAUGUACAACGGUGCUAACCUCGACGGCGACCCCCGCCUCGAGAAGGAAGAGAACGGCAAGGAUUUCUUCGAGCCCACACAUGACUACCACCAUGGCAAGGUCACAUUCGACGACUAUCUCGCUGCUGCAAGGCGCCAACGCCAGUGGGAAGACUCUGGCCAUGGCGCUGGCGACGCUCCUCCCACCCCCGACUCGGCAUCCCAGAAUGAAAAGACCACGAAGGACGCCAUCGUCUCCGAGGCGGCACUUACUGCCGAGGAGAAGGAGCGCAUUAAUGCUCGCAGGGCCCUUCGCUCUGCUUCAUGGGCGGCCGUCUUCUAUCUCAUCACCACCGAUAUUCUUGGUCCGUUCAACGCGCCAUAUGCGAUAAGCCAGGUUGGCUAUGUUCCCGGCGUCAUCCUUUACACCGUCAUGGGCGCUGCUGCAUGCUAUACUGGUCUCCUGCUUUGGUGGCUCUUCCUCAAGCUCGACUCGGACGUCUUCCCCAUCAAGACCUAUUCAGAUAUCUCCGAGCGCAUAUUCGGUCGCGUCAGCCGGCAUGUUGUCAGUAUCUUGCAGAGCAUACAGCUUAUCAUCAACGUCGGCACGCUCUGCCUGAGCAACGGCCAAAGUUUGAGCCAGAUCACCAAGGCACACCUCUGCUUCGCCGUAUGCAUCGUCAUUUGGGCCGGAGUGGGUAUGGUGAUCGGGCAGAUCCGCACGCUCAAGUCGUACGGCUGGCUCGCGAAUAGCGCCGUAUGGGUCAAUCUGCUUAUCAUCUUCGUCUCGAUGGGCUUCGUCGCGCACUCGCCGCCGAACUAUGCCUCCGCGAAGACCGCCUAUGGUAUCAGCAUUGGCCCCAUUGAGCGCGUGGCGUUUACACACGAGACGCUCUCGAACAAGGUGAACGGCAUCAUGAACAUGGUAUUUGCAUAUGGUGGCGCGAUGAUUUUCCCUGAGAUGCUUGCCGAGAUGCGCCGGCCAUGGGACUUCUGGAAGGGCAUGUGCUCCGCCCAGCUGCUGAUUUAUGUCGCCUAUAUGAUGUACGGCCUCUUCGUGUACUCCUUUCAGGGCCAGUUCACGCUUCCGCUCGCGUACCAGGGCGUCUCGAAAUACGCGUGGCAGACCGUCGGUAAUGUCAUGGCUCUCAUCACUGGGAUCAUCGCCGCGGGCCUGUAUGGCAACAUCGGCAUCAAGGUCGCGUACUACAGCAUCGUCGAGGACAUGUUCAACGGACCAUCGCUGAUGAGCAAGAAGGGCCAGUUCAUCUGGACCGCGAUGGUUCUCCUGUACUGGGCGCUCGCAUUCAUCGUCGGCGCGGCCAUCCCGCAGGUGCAGACGAUCUCGGGCCUCGUCGCGGCGGUGUGCAUCAUGCAGUUCACGUACACGUUCCCGCCGCUGCUGAUCUUCGGGUACUACGUGCUCUUGGACGGGCGCACGCCUGAGGGCAAGAUUAACUGGAAAAAGGCGAUUUGGACGGGCGGAUGGAAGAUGCGGCUGUUCAAAAUCUUCAACUUCUUCUUGUUCCUAGCGUCGUUGACGAUGGCGGCGCUUGGCAUGUACGGCUCGGGCAUCGCGAUCCAGGAGACGUUCAAGACUGGCGCGGCGACGUCGUUCGGGUGCACAUCCCCCGUAUGAGCGUCUGCUGUCGUUUCGCCUGGCUGUGGGG